UCAUCUCUAUCAAACACAGUAUCCUCUCCCCUCCUCUCGGCUCGGCUGUGUUUCCCAGUGUCGGCUCGUUCCGUGGAUCAGCUGUUUUGGAAUUGCGCGUAAAAUACGCCAGACCUCACGCGUCAAACAUCCUCCACCUUAGUCAAAAACCAAACAGACGCAGCUUCUCUUCGGGUUGCGACAUGACUUCUCUACUUGAUGAAGUGGGUGUAAACUCUCACAGACUGCUCUCACACUCCUUCUUCUUCAUUGAGGAAGUUCACUCCUGUCAGAGAGAGAAAGCGACGCAACGCACGACGCAAAGAUGAGCAACAGAGAAGCAAACGGUGGCAGCAUCACACAGGCGUCCAAGAAGGCCAAAAUGAGCGGAGACACAGCACACCUGCACCUGGACGGCAUCCCUCCGGACACCCUCACUGAGGUGGACGUGUACCUGACCCCCUUCCGUCUGUCUCUGGAGAAGCUGCAGAAGGUGUCUGCUCAGCUGAAGAAGGACAUGAACCGAGGUUUGGGCAAACACUCGCACCACAGAGCGCCUGUUAAGAUGCUGCCCACCUUUGUCAGGGCCACACCUGACGGGACAGAAAAGGGGGACUUCUUAGCGUUGGAUCUUGGUGGAACAAACUUUCGGGUUCUCCAUGUCCGCGUGGUGGAGGAGCAGCAGAAGGUGCUGAAGAUGGACAGUCAGAUCUGUGCCAUCCCAAAGGAAAUGAUGCUGGGGACUGGAGAGCAGCUGUUCAACCACAUCGCUGCGUGUCUCAGUGAUUUCCUCGUCUCUCAGGAUCUGAAGGGACAAACUCUUCCUCUGGGCUUCACCUUCUCCUUCCCCUGUGAACAGAAGGAAAUUGACAAGAGCAUCCUGAUUCGCUGGACCAAAGGCUUUAACUGCUCUGGAGUGGAGGGUAAAGACGUGGUGAAGUUACUGAAAGAGGCGAUCCAAAGGAGAGGGGACUUUGAUAUCGGCUCUGUUGCCAUGGUGAACGACACGGUGGGUACCAUGAUGAGCUGUGGCUACAGAGACCAGAGCUGUGAGAUCGGCAUGAUCAUUGGUACGGGAACCAACGCCUGCUACAUGGAGGAGAUGAAGAACGUGAAGCGGGUGGAGGGUGAGGAUGGGCGGAUGUGCAUCAACACAGAGUGGGGCGGCUUCGGAGACGACGGAUCCCUCAAACAUGUCCUGACGGAGUUUGACGUUGAGGUGGACAAGACAUCUAUAAAUGAAGGCGUCCACACUUUUGAGAAGAUGAUCAGCGGCAUGUAUUUGGGAGAAGUCGUUCGGCUGGUGCUGCUGAAGCUGACCAAAGAGAAGCUGCUGUUUAAAGGAGAAAUAUCAGAGGCGCUGAAGACACCGGAAAAAUUUGAGACAAAGUUCAUCUCUGAGAUUGAAGAGCCAGACAGCGGCCUGGAAAACACCCAGAGAAUUCUCACAACAUUGGGUCUGAAGUGGGACGAGGUCGACUCCCGCAUUGUACGUCUGGUCUGCGACACCAUCUCCUCUCGCUCUGCCCGUCUCUGUGGCGCCGCCCUUGCCACCAUCGCCAACCACAUGAGGGUCUGCCGUGGGCUGGACCACUUGAAGACCACCGUGGGGGUGGAUGGGACAGUUUACAGGAAACAUCCAAAUUUCAGCGAGGAGCUCAAGGAGACGGUGCACCUCCUCGCCCCCAACUGUGACAUCACCUUCCUCGUCUCCGAGGACGGCAGCGGGAAGGGCGCUGCCAUGGUAACGGCUGUGGCGCAGCGGCUGGCUCUACAGUCGCGGCUGUUGGACGACAGUGAGGGAGACGAUGAAGAGGAGGAGGAGGAGGUAGAAGAUGUAUAAAAGAAGAAGAUGUAGAUGAUUUACAACAACACUGGAGUCUGACACUGUCUGUUCUUAAAGCUGCAAUAUUUGAAUACAAAAGAAUUACAGCCUAAUAAUAUAACACAGAUGUCUUCACUCAUUUCAGGUGUAAUCUCAGAGAUUUCAUUGCUUUCAGAUGUUGUAUUAGGGUGUGUUCAUGCUCUGAUUAUUUAUAUUAUUUUGCAAAGAUUGUCGUUUAAUGUGCAAAUGCCAAAGAGAAAAAAUUCAGGGAAGAAAUAAAUAACAAGAUCAAUAAGUCUUCAGAGAGACACAGGGCUCAUAUUCACCUCUUUUCAUGCUUCUUUACAUUAAGACCAACACAUAAUACUGCUCAGUCACUGUGUCCAAAGAUGGGAGGUGUGUCUCCAGCCAGAGACUGUUAAGUAACACAUAGACAUUAAUCAGCAGAAGAGCUAACUUUAAUAAAAAACCUUAAUUUGACAAUUAUUUUACUAUUUAAAGUUUGACCAUAGCCUGACCAUAGCCUGUAUAAAUAAUGGACGUAGUGUCAGUGGCGUCACCUGUCUGUUCCUACGCGCUGUUUUGAACCCAAUCGGUGGUGGGAGCCAUAUUGGUAAGGCUGAACUCAACCAGGCAUAGUGUGAGGUAAAGAGGCAGGUUUGAGCCUCCUAGCAAACAGCUAUGUGUUCCCACCUGUAAGUCAAUUCAGUCAUGUCCUUAAAUGGGAAAAAAAACUCCUAAUCUUAAUAUUUUCUGAACUGUCGCUUUAGAAAAAACUUCACCCCCCGAAAUCAGCUCUUCAGACUGAAGCCGUUUUUUGUACCAGGCUGUAAACAUGUUAAUUUCUGCUGCAAAGAUCAUCUGCUUUGAUUUGGUGUGUAUGUGGUUUCCGGUGUUUCUGCAGCCAGCCUCAAGCGGAUUCUCGAUGAAUUGCAGUUUAUAACACUUCCACAUGGGCUUCAUAUUUUGCGACCUGAGGUUGCCGCUUGAGUUUGACCCGUGUCCCACUUGUUUACAUACAGGAGGCAGGCUCUAUGACCUAUACGGCAACCAAUCAGUAGGGAGAGCUCCAACUGUUUGGCUUCAUUUUUAUGGAGCUGUGAUGUUAAUCUCUUAGACAAUCUGGCUUCACAUUCAUAUUUAGUCAGAUGCAUUCUUUUUCAAGUAGAUUCAGGGCAAUCACAUAUCAUUGUUUUCAGAGCAGCCAUUACAGAGUAGGGUUAUUUAUGCUCUUGCAGCAGUCCACAUUCAGCCACGAACAGAGACAUCUGCCAUUUCUGCCGUUUUUCUUCAUAUUUUCUGGAAGCUUACGGAUAUGUGUGAAACGUUGUAGUACCAUUGGUAAUGGGGGGGGCAGUGUUGAGCAGUCUGACCAACAGACCAGCGAAAAACAACAAAGAAGAAUACUUUGGAAAAUGGUGGAACUUUUGAGGACAGAUUGUACGAGUUGUGAAAGACAAGUACGACAGAGCAGCUGGGUGGUGCUCAGGUGGGAACUGAAUGUUAGUGGACAGCAGUGAAGAGGAGGUUUGUGUGUUUGUUUGAGGCGCCCUCUAGUGGAUGCAUUGUUUAACGUCCAUCCUAUCGUAUGUAGGAGUAUAAUGAUGGUUAUACUGUUUAAAACUUACAUAUCUAUUUUCAUACAUGAAGAACAAAUGAACCUAAAGUGUAACCUCCAGAUCUAAAGAAACGUAAGCCAAGCAUUCAUUUGUGUGAAAAUUCUUCUCAAACUUAAUCACAGUUUGAAUCUACUUGUUUCACAGUGAUAAAGAAUAAGUCACAUCGAAGCAGAAGAGGAAACAUUGGAGAUAAAAUGCAAACUUGAUAAAUACUUGAAAUCAACCAGAGAUGUGUUUGAGUCUUUUUGAUGAGGUGCUGAAAAUCUACCUGCUGUUUAUGUAUAGAAUGAGAAAUAAAAAAGGGACAUGUUUUCUCACA
Molecule: messenger RNA, 3742 nt
Organism: Notolabrus celidotus (New Zealand spotty)
Lineage: Eukaryota; Metazoa; Chordata; Actinopteri; Labriformes; Labridae
Product: hexokinase-2-like
Exons: 11
Coding region: 305-1822 (505 amino acids)
Biological process (GO): glucose 6-phosphate metabolic process; glycolytic process; intracellular glucose homeostasis
Cellular component (GO): mitochondrion; cytosol
Molecular function (GO): ATP binding; fructokinase activity; D-glucose binding
Source: RefSeq, a predicted model, not a curated record